This is a messenger RNA of Ziziphus jujuba (common jujube), 1207 nucleotides long. RefSeq lists its product as uncharacterized. Gene Ontology annotation, molecular function: calcium ion binding; calcium-dependent phospholipid binding. The record is from RefSeq and is a predicted model, not a curated record. NCBI's taxonomy places the organism in Eukaryota, Viridiplantae, Streptophyta, Magnoliopsida, Rosales, Rhamnaceae. Bases 86 to 1066 code for a protein of 326 amino acids. Gene Ontology annotation, cellular component: cytoplasm. The transcript has 4 exons.
UGGGCCAUGGCUGCUGCUAUAUAUAAAUAGAUACAUAUACAUACAUGCGAAUGUAGCUUACUAUGCUCCUCUUUUGGAAAUCAAAAUGCUAACCAUGGCAAGUUAUGGAUUUGAGAAUGAGUGCAAGGAGAUUCAUGAUUCUUGGGGAAGGAUAAACCAGCUGAUUCAAUCUUUGGCUAGCAGAACCCAGCUAGAAAGGCAGCAGAUUAGAGAGACUUACAAGGCAAUUUAUGGGGAGGACUUGGUGAACAGGUUUCAAGAGGCUGAAAUGAUGAGUAACAACACAAAUGAUACUGCAGCUGCUGGGAUUUCUCCAAAACUAUGUGCAGCCUUGUCCUUAUUCAUGCUUGAACCACAUGAGCGCGAUGCAGUUGUGGCUAGGGAGGCACUUGAACAAAGUCAUCAUACCAACUAUUGUAAGGCUCUUGUAGAGAUUUUCGUGGGGCGAAAAUCGAGCCAAAUCUUCCUUACAAAACAAGCAUAUCAUACACGAUAUAGAAGGCAGUUGGACCAAGAUAUUGCCAAUAUUGAGCCUCCGAAUUCAUACCAAAAGAUUCUUAUAGCAUUGGUUACAUCGCACAAGGCGCAUCAUGCGGAUGUCAGCCAGCAUAUAGCAAAUUGUGAUGCUAAAAGGCUUUUCGAAACAGGGGAAGGAAGUCCAGGGGCCAUCGAAGAAGCUGUGGUAUUAGAAAUUUUGAGUAAGAGAAGCAUUCAACAGAUGAAGCUCACAUUUUCUAGCUAUAAGCACAUCUAUGGGCAUGAUUAUAUAAAGUCACUCAAAAGGGAACACUCCGGUGAAUUCGAAAAUGCUUUGAAAAUGGUGGUAAAAUGCAUCCACAACCCACCUUACUAUCAUGCAAAGCAGACAUUGUAUGAAAGCAUUAAGGGAAGGACAGAAGAUAAGGGUGGCUUAGCACGUUUAUUGGUUAGCCGGGCAGAGGUAGAAAUGGACGAAAUUCGAACGAUAUACAAGAACAAGUAUGGGAUUGAACUUAGGGAUGCAAUAUGUGAGAGCAUUCCUUCUGGGGAUUACAGAGACUUUCUUGUUGCAUUGGCCACAAAAUGAACUAUGUCUAUGUAGUUAAUUUAUAUACUACCAAAGCCAAGUUCAACUCAACUUUUGAAUUGUUUAUUUAAUGUAAAUUUCCGUUUUUAAUCAGCAUAAGAAAGUAUAAUACAAUAUAUAGCAGCUACUGAAAUACUAAAA